GGGUCUCGGCCGCGUCCUAGCGGCGGGCACCCCACCUUCACGUCACACUCACCUGGACGCGCAUCCCUCCCUCCCCGCCAGCCUCCCCCUCUCCAGCCCCCUGCGCCGGACUGACGGGAGAAGAUGGAGACGGGGGUGGGACCGAGUUGUGGACCACGCUGAGGAGAGGGUCGCAAGGUGGGACCCCGGACAGUGGUAGAAGCAAAAUGAGGACGUGCCUGAAGUUUGCGCUUCUGCAGAGACACGAGGAAUAGUGGGAAAGAAAGAACCAACCCAGAGGCGCCCAAGGCCCCAAGUCCUCUCCAUACUUCCCUAACCGUUUCCCCCUUGUUUUAACACCACUGUUUGCCUGUCUAGUUCCCUAACUGCAUACGAUUCAACUCGCCCCAGUUAAAUAAUGGCAGAGACAAGUCUAUUAGAGGCUGGGGCCUCCGCAGCCUCCACAGCUGCAGCUCUGGAGAACUUACAGGUGGAGGCGAGUUGCUCUGUGUGCCUGGAAUAUCUGAAGGAGCCUGUCAUCAUUGAGUGUGGGCACAACUUCUGCAAAGCUUGCAUCACCCGCUGGUGGGAGGACCUAGAGAGGGACUUUCCUUGCCCUGUCUGUCGAAAGACCUCUCGCUACCGUAGUCUUCGGCCUAAUCGUCAACUAGGCAGUAUGGUGGAAAUUGCCAAGCAGCUCCAGGCUGUCAAACGGAAGAUUCGGGAUGAGAGUCUCUGCCCCCAGCACCAUGAGGCCCUCAGCCUUUUCUGCUAUGAGGACCAGGAGGCUGUAUGUUUGAUAUGUGCAAUUUCCCACACCCAUCGGGCCCACAACGUCGCACCACUGGAUGAUGCCACACAGGAGUACAAGGAAAAACUGCAGAAGUGCCUGGAGCCCCUGGAGCAGAAGCUACAGGAGAUUACCCGCUGUAAGUCCUCUGAGGAGAAGAAGCCUGGAGAGCUCAAGAGACUGGUGGAGAGUCGCAGGCAGCAGAUCUUAAAGGAAUUUGAAGAGCUUCAUCGGCGGCUGGACGAAGAGCAGCAGAUGUUGCUUUCACGACUGGAGGAGGAGGAACAGGACAUUCUGCAGCGCCUCCGAGAAAAUGCUGCUCACCUUGGAGACAAACGCCGGGACCUGGCCCACUUGGCUGCCGAGGUGGAGGGCAAAUGCUUACAGUCAGGCUUCGAGAUGCUUAAGGAUGUCAAAAGUACCCUGGAAAAAUGUGAAAAGGUGAAGACCAUGGAGGUGACUUCAGUAUCCAUACAGCUUGAAAAGAACUUCAGCAAUUUCCCCCGACAGUACUUUGCCCUAAGGAAAAUCCUUAAACAGCUAAUUGCGGAUGUGACCCUGGACCCUGAGACUGCUCAUCCUAACCUAGUCCUGUCAGAAGAUCGUAAGAGCGUCAAGUUUGUGGAGACAAGACUCCGGGAUCUACCUGACACACCACGGCGUUUCACCUUCUACCCAUGUGUCCUGGCUACUGAGGGUUUCACCUCAGGUCGACACUACUGGGAGGUGGAGGUGGGCGACAAGACCCACUGGGCAGUGGGCGUGUGCCGGGACUCUGUGAGCCGGAAGGGCGAGCUGACCCCACUGCCUGAGACUGGCUACUGGCGGGUGCGACUCUGGAACGGGGACAAAUAUGCAGCCACCACCACGCCUUUUACUCCUUUGCACAUCAAGGUGAAACCCAAGCGGGUGGGCAUAUUUCUAGACUAUGAGGCCGGCACACUGUCUUUUUACAAUGUCACAGACCGCUCCCAUAUCUACACCUUCACUGACACUUUUACUGAGAAACUGUGGCCCCUCUUCUACCCAGGCAUUCGGGCUGGAAGGAAGAAUGCUGCACCACUCACCAUCAGGCCCCCAACAGAUUGGGAGUGACAGGGACCCGUCGGUGAAAAGGACGCUCUGUCGUGGCUGCUCUUCUCUCCUCGUCCCAGGCCUGAC
Molecule: messenger RNA, 1930 nt
Organism: Molossus molossus (Pallas's mastiff bat)
Lineage: Eukaryota; Metazoa; Chordata; Mammalia; Chiroptera; Molossidae
Product: E3 ubiquitin-protein ligase TRIM39
Exons: 8
Coding region: 398-1864 (488 amino acids)
Biological process (GO): positive regulation of apoptotic signaling pathway; protein stabilization; negative regulation of proteasomal ubiquitin-dependent protein catabolic process
Molecular function (GO): zinc ion binding; protein binding
Source: RefSeq, a predicted model, not a curated record